Oryzias melastigma (Indian medaka) is the source of this 1620-nucleotide messenger RNA. It is a transcript of the gene cdv3, whose product is annotated as carnitine deficiency-associated gene expressed in ventricle 3. Gene Ontology annotation, cellular component: cytoplasm. The record is from RefSeq and is a predicted model, not a curated record. NCBI's taxonomy places the organism in Eukaryota, Metazoa, Chordata, Actinopteri, Beloniformes, Adrianichthyidae.
GUUCAAACCAGAACUACUUCCGGAAGACAGCGCAGGUUUGUCAGAUUUCCCGUGCAUGGCGUGGUUCAUAGACUAUCCCACAUUUCGGACCGAAAACUAGGGCGUAUUUUUCAUCAGUUCGUUUCUAAAAGAAGCCAAGCUCCCCAACAGCCGCUGCUCCGUGAAAAUGGCGGAUGUACCACCAGAGAAGAGCCUGGACGAUUUUUUCGCCAAGCGGGAUAAAAAGAAGAAGAAAGAAAAGGGGAAAGGGAAGGAGUCGGCCGUCGUGCCCGCGUCCGCAGCGAUGAAGAAGACGAAGAAAGAGAAGGAGAAAUCUGCUAAAAACGAGAACCCAGACGCGCAAGUGGAAAAGGACGACGAGGAGUGGAAAGAGUUUGAGCUGAAGGAGGUGGACUACACCGGGCUCCGUCUCCAGGCCUUACAGAUGAGUGAUGAAAGAGAGGAAGAGGAGUACGAGAAGGAGGAAGUGGGCGAGGAUGGAGAGAUAAUUCUGGUCAGUGGAGACAAAGUGUCCGGCCCCUGGAACAAGUCGGGCGCUCCUCCUCCUCCUGCUGCUGCUCCUGCUGUUGAAGAGGAGGAGGCGCCUGAAUCCAAGCCCCCCGGCGUGUACCGGCCCCCUGGAGCCAGGCUGACCACCAACAAACGAGGCCCCAGCCAGGGCCCCCCGGAGAUCUACAGCGACACGCAGUUCCCCUCGCUGUCGGCCUCGGCGAAGCACGUGGAGACGCGCAAAGACAAAGAGAUGGAGAAGACGUUUGAGGUGGUGAAGCACCGGAACCGCGGCCGGGAGGAGAGCACGGGCGCCUCCGUGCAGCAACUGCAGCUCGACAACCAGUAUGCCAUCCUGGGGGACAAGUAGAAGCUCCGCCCUCCGUCCCCUGGCCCGCCCCCCCAGUGAAGUCCCGCUCGGCCCACGGAAGGAAGCUGACCUGCAGCCGGGCGGUCCUAACAGAGACGCUGCCCCCGCCACCACCACCACCGCAGCGACACGCUCACUCUUCACCGGCCGGCAGAACUGAGGGGCUGCAUCCAGGGGGGGGGCUCCAAAACACACCCGAACAUCGACACUGCAACGAGAGCCGGCGCGGCUGUGGAUGGUCGUCAGAGCAGCAGUGGUGAAGACUUCACCGCGCUCAGAGGACUGACGAAGACCAGAUUUUACUGACUCUCUGUGAAAAGAUCUUUUUUUUUUAUGUUUUUGGCAAAGAUGAUUACAAGCGUGCACGCUUCUGUCUGAGGUGAUGCGGUGAUGCUUCUCCAGCAGCCAUUUUUUUUUUUUUUUCCCAGCCGUUCAACCGGCUGUUUCACGUAGAAACAGUUUUUUAUCCGCAUGCUGACGACACUCUGGAGGUGGCGGUCAUCCUCACAAUCUCUUUAUUAAGUGACCUUACUGACGAGGAGUCGGUUCUUCACGGGCGGCGUCCCGCCGUCGUCUCUCACCACUUUGCAAAAGAGAGGAAACGUCUCCGAAGGUCCCGGUCCAGACUUUAGUGCUGUUGUAGUUUGCCUGAUGAUUACAGCUAUUAACUGUCAUUCAUGUCCACUGGUGGAUCUUCUCCUCUUUACCUUCAAACAUGAAAAAAUGAAUAAAUAAAGCUUGUUUCUAAUCCGAGAAGGUUA